UUGUCGCGGUCUGUGACGCGCCAUCCUACUGUGUAAUAAUGCUUAUGACGUUCUGAAUCAGAGGCUCGCCUGGGGAAACAAGUGUGGGAGGCGACCUAGGCAGGCAAGCCCACUCAGGUCUCUUCUAGCUCGCUAGUGCAGCCAAGUCGUUUUCUCACCCACUCCUCGGUCCUGAUUGAUUUCUGGGGUGCAGCCUCAUUCAUCUUGACGGGCACACCCUGCAACAAACGAUACCGCCACAGACUCCUCCCUACUUCCCAUCACUAUGUGGGUUCUUGAGAGCGACGGCGACCUUUUCCGAGGUCGACGACUUUGGCUUUCCCCAGGGAAGCGAUACCUGUUCGGCCGAACUUCUCAAGAUGGCGGGGGUGGGGGCUUCGUGAUCCAGGAAAAAACCAUCUCGAGAAAGCACCUCACGAUAGAGGUAGGCGUGGUUGCCGGGGGCGAUGGUACAAACCUCGAGAAGCGAUCGCUCGUCACCAUCGAAGAUCUCAAGACAAAGAUAGGCACUUUGGUCAAUGGGAAACAAAUCAGGGGUGAGCGUUUCAAUCUCAUCAAGGACGCGAACGAGAUCAGACUCGGCCACUAUCGAGAAGUCUUCCGCAUAACGUGGCACCCAGUUGUUCUCAGCUUCUCCUUUAGUGAGAAGGAGCUAGAGGCAGACCCGUGGGCUGCCAUACGACACAAGCUCGAGCCAUUUGAUGUCAAAUACAUCGCGGAAUAUGACGAUGCGAACACCACGCAUGUAGUCAGCAAGAGGCGCAACACGUCCAAGGUGCUACAGGCCCUCAUUACUGGCAGGCAUAUCGUCGUUGAAGGCUUCAUGCAGGCAAUUGUCGAGGCUGCCACGCCAAAGGCUGGCGGUGUGAAUGGUGUCCAAUCCAGUGCGUUAGAAAUGGACUUUGAUGCGAAUUGGCCCAACGCUAUGGGGUAUCUGCCGCCAAAGGCGGAUGCUCCCGGUGCCGACCGACCUGAUGAGAUGUUCGCGCCGGACAAGAGACGACGGAAUGUUUUCGAAGGUUAUACAUUUGUCUUCUACGAGAGAAGGCGUUUCGAAGAGUUGCACCCUGCUAUUACGAACGGCAAGGGGAAGGCGCUACUGAGUGAAGUACAACCGGGUCUCACAAGCACCGACGAGUUCAUACGUUAUGUCAAAGGAAUCGCAGGGGAGAAAGGCCUGGGAGAGUUCGAGGACGGCAGCGAAGGCAAGGGAGUUGUGGUAGUCCGCUACGUGCCCUCGCCGGGCCAGGAGAACGCGGAUUGGUAUCUGAGCUUCUACAGCCAGGUCGCGCUGCGGCUUGAUCAUCGUCCGGUUGAGCCUAGAGAUUUUUUGCCUGCCAUUCUCGAUGUUGACCCAGGUCAACUGAGAAGACCAUUGGAAUUCGACUCGACCCAACGGGAGCAAGCUGGACCCCCGGGAGAGCAUGAGGUUAGCAGUGAAAGCCGCGGCUUAUCAGUGAAUGUUGACGAAGCCCCUGGGAGAGAGGUCAUCGAGGCGCAGCCGCCCCAGCCCACCAAGACGCGAAGACGAGACCGACGUGCCCCAAGGAGCAGAUUCAAGGGUUUCGAUACUGGAAUAGAUGAAGACGACGAUGACGAGGAGCCUGGUCCUGCAUCCCGAUCCGACGCAGGAGGUGCAGAAAUGUCGCAGGGCAUGUUCAUGACGCAGCCAGAAGAAACACCAACCGUGGCAGAUCCGCCGCAGCGCAAGCGGCCGUUGCCAGAACCCGACCACGAUAUCAUGGACGACAUCACGCCCACGGCUGCCGCCAUCAAGCGCCGUCGGCUCGAGGCUGGCGAAGAGAACAACCCUCCAGGGGACCACACCACCCUGCCCGUGCGAGACGAGGUAGACCAUGAGCCCUUACAUCCACAACAAAUGGGCACUGGCCGUGGGAAGGCAGCAGUGGGCGGCAAGAAAGGAAAAAGGGCUGUCCAGAGAGAAGAUGACCUUCUGGAUCUUGCUAUCCAAUACCGAGAGGAGGAGGAAGCAACUGCGCAGGCGGAACGUGAGCGUCUCGCACGGGAACUGCGGGACGGUGACAUUGACUACGAGGCGAUACGGCGGCUAACUAUCGUAGAAGCCAUGGACAUCCGGCGACCACAAGAACGACGAACACGGGAGCAAGACAUUCAGGAGGGGCGGUGGGAUCCACGGUGGAACGGCCGGAAAAAUUUCAAGAAGUUUCGCAAGCAGGGCGAGACUGCCGGAAGGCCGCAGCAGAAGGUGAUGGUGUCUCUCGAGCCGGCACGAGUCAAGGUGCACGGCAUUGGCAACGACUAUUGGCUCGAAGACGGAUUCGCACAAGGCCGCAGGGGCAAGGAAACAAGCCAGUUGGCAAAUAGCCAGGACGAGGCCGGGCCCAGAUUGACUACGGGGCGUGCCCGGCGGCCGACCAGCAGGGCGAAGGAAAGAGAUCAAUAUGUCAUCGGGAGUGAUGAUAGCGGUGAUAACGACGAGGCUGACGCAGGCAACGGCAGUUUGCUGGCCGAUGUCAUGGACCCAGAGGGUAGCCGUGAGCCUGCGAGGAGCAAGAAGGGCAAGGCAGUUACGAGACAAAGCCAGGCAGCAGCGCGACGAAACGAGACGCAAGCCCCCGUCGCGUCGAGAUCACAGAAGAGGAGUGCUGUGGAAUCACCGACGUCAGAGAAGCCAGCCAAGAGGCGGGCGGUACGCAGGGCGGGGGCGGCGGAGGAGGAGAGCGAGGAGGAGGAGGGUGACGAUGAUGAAAGUGACGAUGGACUGAAUUUCAGGUUUGGCAAGCGCAGGUGAAGACCAGGCAUCUCGCUGUGUUGUGAGGACGAUGGCGGCUCAUCACAUUGCUCUCAGCGGGGCGGUAGGGGACAGGCUCAACUGGCCGCCCUCGGGCUUCUUUUCGUUCAUCUACCUGCUGGAGGGUCGGGGUCAUGUUCACCGACCGCGGUUGGCUCAUGAUAUGUAUGGGAUGAGGGGUAUCUAUUGCCGCCCACGUCGGCGGCGUGUCUAGGUUCAAAACUUAUUGGGCUGGCCACACGGGGCAACCACCGGCGGUGUGCAUCAUCCUAGUGUACGGAGAAGGUAUGGCCGAAAGUAUGGCCGUGUGGAUGCAGCGGCGUCUUUUUUUUCUUUUUAGGCGGACGAAAGAGGUCGGAGGCGGGUGAUCAGUCCAACUCCUCCAUCGCCUUGCCCACCUGCUGCUCGACGUCAUGCUCGUCCACUAGUAUGCCUAUCAGGCAGGCACUCAGCAUGGUCUCGUAGUUUACCCAAGGAUGUACCUCGGCGAACAUCCGAGUGGCGUCACGACCCGCGCCGCGGAGCAGCUCGGCCUCGCCGCCAGGGUGGAAGCUGAUGUAGGGGGAUAUGUUGUAGACCUUGCCGGAGAAGACGGACCAGGCGUCCUUGCCCUUGCGGCCGGUCAUCUGUCGUAGCUGUGAGGGGGUGACACGGAGGUACGGGGUGGAGGGGGGCAGGCCGCGCAGGUCAGAGGUGGGCGAUUGGGCGAGGCGGGCCCAGUCCAUCGGGGAGUGACCUGGUGUCAGCCUCACCUGCCUUGAGGGCUUGGUGGGCACUGAAGAAUGGGUGGGCGGCGGCGCGAGGGUGGAAGUGCCCGGGGCGCGGCUGGAGACCGGGAGCGAACGGUUGGGCGAGGGCGCGGGCGAGGGGCGGAGCGAGGAGCUGUUGUUCCUGGCGGCCGGGGCGAGGGUUGAGAUGCGUCGUGCUUGCGCCAGGGGCACGGGGGGAGGCGCCAUGGCAGAGAGGGAGGGACCGGCGGUCGAGGAGGAUCCCGGGGCCUGGGCCUGGGCCUGGGGCCGCGACGGCGGCGGCGGCGGCGGCAUGAGAUCAGAGGCGGCUGACGGCUUGCUUGUCGUGGCAGACUGGUCGGCGGGGGGCGAUGGCAGAGGUUCUGACAGCGAGAAGCCGGGGACGACAGGGCGGAUCACGGCGGGAAUGCUUGGGGCGGCCUUGGGGGUGGCCUGACCGUCGCCGUCAGUGUCGCCGUCAGUGUCGCCGUCAGUGUUGCCGUCAACGUCGCCAUGAGCAUCACCGGGGGGCGUGUCGAGUCCGGGAUGUGUUGGUUGCUCGCGGGGGUUCAAGUGCUGGUGGUCGGGCGUCGGGCUCUGGCGGCGGAGGCUGGCGACGAGGUUCCGGAGCGGCAGCCAUGCUGGGGGCCGGAUGCAGAAAAGCACAACGGAGGCGACUAUCAGCGAGAUGCCGAUGAGAGCCAUCGUGUUCUUCUCUCCCAGGGCGUCCGUCCGUCUAUGGUGUUGCUGUCGGGUCGAGGCAGUACUGUGACUGUGGUACAUCAUACCUACCCAGCACGGACCGAGUACAACCGCCUUCUUCGGGGCCCACUUUGCCGCACCAGGGGUCUCCUGGUACGGAUACAGUGAUACAGUGAUACAGUGCCCGGCUGCCACAAAUAGCAGCCAGGCAUGCGGCAGCACGUAGUAAACAAUGGUCCUGCC
Molecule: messenger RNA, 4446 nt
Organism: Diaporthe batatas
Lineage: Eukaryota; Fungi; Ascomycota; Sordariomycetes; Diaporthales; Diaporthaceae
Exons: 6
Coding region: 266-2773 (835 amino acids)
Biological process (GO): double-strand break repair via homologous recombination; mitotic G2 DNA damage checkpoint signaling
Cellular component (GO): Mre11 complex
Molecular function (GO): protein binding; damaged DNA binding
Source: RefSeq, a predicted model, not a curated record